GCCGCAAAUUCCAUCAAAAGAAGAAGAAAUGCGACCGGUAAUCUGAUUGGUCCAGACAGUUUUAGCAUUUCCGUCGUCUUUGGGCUAGCAAAUGCGAUACACUCUAUGGAUACACUUCCCCCCCUGUCCUGUGUGAAUUAGAUUCGCACUGUGUUCCUCAGACCAGCGACUAACGUUAGUGCUGAAGUUGGUGUCUAGACACGGCUCUGCCUUGAGACAAGAGGCUGGGUGUGAGAGAGGUCCACAAUGUCUGAACUUUUUAUGGAGUGUGUCGAGGAGGAGCUGGAGCCGUGGCAAAAACAAGUUCCUGAAGUUAACUUGAUAGAUGAUGAUGAUGAUGAUGAUGAACCCAUCUUCGUUGGAGUACUCUCUAAUAACCAGAAGGAUGGUAAGCCUAACCCUCCACCUCCUCAGAGAGACAAUGCAGGGAAACAAGAAGUAAAGCCUCCUGCUCCUCAGCCUGCCAUUGGCUCCUCGCCAGUGAUGCUGCCAUUGAGUGUGGCUGGAAAUGCAGUAAAUACUGCAGCACCCAAUCUUACAACAGUGACCCCCCAUCCUGUUAUCAUCAAUAACCAGGGUUUCAUUGUCACGUCUCCACAAUUGGCAAACAACCGUGAGUUCAUUGCCUCCCUUGGGAGCCAGUACCCUCCUGGGACUUCCUUUACAAUUGUACCAGCUAGUCAGCAGCAGCUUUUUCAGCAGGUCACUUCAGCCACAGUAAUGCCUCGUGCCGUCCACAGGCCUCAGGUGCAACAAAUUAGCAACAACGUUGUGACGUUGUCUAACGUGCAGAGUCCGGCUGUGUAUUCAGCACAAUCUCACCAGCUGCAGCUUAUCCAGUCCAACUCACAAUCUCUUCAGACCUUUUCUGUGCCUGUAAAGGCCAAUAACAAUAACAGAGAUCAAAGUUUAGUCAAACUAGGAUUACCACCACGGCCAAUAGAGAGCGCAGCAAAAAGACCCAAGCUUGAUUUGGGGCCGGCAAAAGUAAUUGCCCCUGCGGAAAAUGGGAUUUUAAAGAAAAAGUGCCCAAAGUGUCAAGAAGAAUUCCUUACACAGGAGGCCCUGAAAUUUCAUAUAUUGAGUGGCUGUGCAGUUGUGGAAAGUACAGCUCCAUCAGCCCUGAACUUUGUUGCAAACAAGCGCAUCAUGCUGGUCUCAGACUUCUACUACGGACAGUUUGAGGGAGAUUGGGACAAGAAGGACGGGCAGAAGCCCAAUACUACUUUUAAGUGCCAGAGCUGUUUGAAAGUUCUCAAGAACAAUAUCAGGUUCAUGAACCACAUGAAGCACCACCUGGAGCUUGAAAAACAGAACAGCGAGAGCUGGGAAAGCCACACAACUUGCCAGCAUUGCUACAGACAGUACAUGACUCCAUUCCAGCUGCAGUGCCACAUCGAGAGCGCUCACAGCCCAAUCGAAUCCUCAACCAAUUGUAAGAUAUGUGAGCUAGCGUUUGAGUCAGAGCAAGUUCUCCUGGAACACAUGAAGGACAACCACAAGCCUGGGGAAAUGCCCUACGUCUGCCAGGUCUGCAAUUUCAGGUCGUCUUUCUUCACGGAUGUGGAGACGCAUUUCCGAAGUGUCCAUGAAAACACAAAAGACCUGCUCUGUCCCUUCUGUCUCAAAGUUCUUAGAAGUAGUCAUAUGUACAUGCAACACUACAUGAAACAUCAGAAAAAAGGGAUCCAUCGCUGUGGAAAAUGCAGACUGAAUUUUCUCACAUACCGGGAGAAAGUGGAUCACAAGACUCACGUCCACAAGACUUUCAGAAAACCUAAAGCCCUGGAAGGCCUUCCUCCAGGAACAAAGGUGACCAUUCGAGCCUCCCUUACAGGAAAGACACCCACAUUGGCGACCUCCCCUGAUCAAUCUGGCUUUACUGUUAGUCCAGAAACACUAAGUUUCAACCCGCAAACCAAACCUCCAGUCAGUCUAUCCAAAUUUAAGUCAAACAGCUCUGGAGCAGGAAAAGCCAAGACGACUCCAAGCAAGAAGCAAGAUAGCCGGAAUACUCCCAAGCACAAUCUGGCGCUCAGGAAUCUCAGAGUCAAUGGAGGACGGUUCACUUGCAUUGAGUGCAACACACGAGUUGAUCACUUCUUUUCUCAUUUCCCAAUGCUUUCGAAUUGUGGUGCGUGCAAAUAUCGGACAAGUUGCAAAGUCUCUAUUGGGAAUCAUAUGAUAAGAUUCCAUAGUACCAUAACCAAAAACAGAUUUUUGAAAAUGGAUCAUAAGAAAUAUCCAUCUGCAUCAAGAUUUACCCUGGUCUGUCUGAACUGUGACCUCCUCGCAGGCGCAUCAGGCGGUGACCUGAUGACCAAACAUUUAACUGAUAGACCAAAUCACGUAUGCAAAGUCAUUCAGGAGAAAGCAGAUAACAAAGCCAAAGAUCGAGUGCAUCUCGUCUUGGGGCAGCCAGCAAAAGUCUUGUACGUCUUGACUUCAGCACCUUCUCAAAGACCAAAAGAAAUGGACUUGAAACCAAUUGAAAGUGUCACAUCUGAAAGUGUUACUCUUGCCACUGUUGACCAACUACAACCAGAGCCGAUGUUACCAGCAGGUGAUCAGGAAAAGGGUUCCACAGAAACAAGUUUUGUUGAAGGUUCCUCUGAAGGACACUUAAAGCAGUCGUCAUUGCCCGCUUUAUCGUCUUGCUGUACAUCAGACGGGGAUUUAGAUCUCUGUGAAGAGUCAGUGGGUAACUCAGAGAGCCAAGAUGUCAGAGAGCAGCUCCCUGAGCAUGAGACUAGGGAACAUGUCAUAGAGCCGCUCCCUGAGCCCAAGACUAGGGAACAUGUCAUAGAGCCGCUCCCUGAGCCUGAGACUAGGGAACAUGUCACAGAGCCGCUCCCUGAGCCCAAGACUAGGGAACAUGUCAUAGAGCCGCUCCCUGAGACUAGGGAACGUGUCAUAGAGCCGCUCCCUGAGCCCGAGACUAGGGAACAUGUCAUAGAGCCGCUCCCUGAGCCCGAGACUAGGGAACAUGUCAUAGAGCCGCUCCCUGAGCCCGAGACUAGGGAACAUGUCAUAGAGCCGCUCCCUGAGCCUGAGACUAGGGAACAUGUCAUAGAGCAGCUCCCUGAGCCCGAGACUAGGGAACAUGUCAUAGAGCCGCUCCCUGAGCCUGAGACUAGGGAACAUGUCAUAGAGCAGCUCCCUGAGCCCGAGACUAGGGAACAUGUCAUAGAGCCGCUCCCUGAGCCUGAGACUAGGGAACAUGUCAUAGAGCAGCUCCCUGAGCCUGAGACUAGGGAACGUGUCAUAGAGCCGCUCCCUGAGCCUGAGACUAGGGAACGUGUCAUAGAGCCGCUCCCUGAGCCCGAGACUAGGGAACAUGUCAUAGAGCAUCUCCCUGAGCCCGAGACUAGGGAACAUGUCAUAGAGCAGCUCCCUGAGCCCGAGACUAGGGAACAUGUCAUAGAGCAGCUCCCUGAGCCCGAGACUAGGGAACAUGUCAUAGAGCAGCUCCCUGAGCCCGAGACUAUGGAACAUGUCAUAGAGCCGCUCCCUGAGCCCGAGACUAGGGAACAACAAACUAAAUCAGAAAACCUGUACAUCAACUAAACAAUGCACAUGAAACAUGAGAAGAUAACUGCUUCAUCAGUCAUACCUCAGCAUUGUUUUUUACAAACAUAUUAUAAUGUUGCUUUGGCUACUAAUCCCCUCAAGAUUUGUGUGUUUGACAAGUCAAUUUCAACAGGAAAAAAUAUUUUAUAUUUCUUUUUUCUCUUCUCUCAAGCUUCCAUUGCCUAAAUAGAUAUAAACUCUUAAAUUGUUUUUAAAACUGUUCAAUGUUGUCCUUUAAAAAAAAAAAAAAAAAAAAACACCUGGCAUAAAGAGGACUGUAUUAGGCUGCGAUCCUGAUCCCCGGUGGCAGUUCCAAUGAUUUGCCUAAAGGGGCUGUACUUAACAUUCAGAACAUUAAUGUAGAAGCAAACAAAUAUUUUCUAUGUAAAAAUGUAGUGGAGUAAAGCAUCCUGAACAGAGAAGUCCCACUCCCUCUGUCUGUUGUAAUCCAAGCUUCUCUGUUCUUUGUUUUGAUAGCCGGUCCAGCCACGUGUGCAUGUUAGUGCAUGUGGUCGUGAAAAAGAGCAGGCAUUUCACGUAUUGGGGAACUGUCUGUGAGCGCCGUGUGGAGGCAAUCUCAGCCCUCUGUUUUUUGUUUUUUCUUUUCAGUAUUUCUGACUGUAAACUUAUUUGGUGGCACAGAAUAUACCGCUCACGCUCUCUGGUGAUUUAUUGAUGCAAUUUAUAUUCUCGAUGUAGUCCCCUUAAGUACAAAUACUAAAAUAAGUUUAAAGGUGGAGUCUGCGAUUCUGGAGAAAGGUUGAUAUUUGAACUCAACACCCAAACAAAUUCCUGGUUUGUGGCAGAAAUAUUGGUCCAUAAUUGAUGUGGUACAUUAUAUUGUUACCAACUGGGUUUGAACAUCCCAGGGUAACAUGUAUCUCAUCACUCAGAAAGUUGCUUUGAACUAAAAAUAUAUAGUGCAUGUAUAGAUAAUGCUAGUGUCUAAAUUGUAUUCCCUAAGAAAAAGGAUGUCAGAUCUGUGAAACAUGUGGAUAAAACAGAAGAAUUACACAGUGGUAGGAAGUAGGUGGAAAGGCAGAAUAAUACUUGUAACUGUGUUGAAUGUGCUUGCUUGUAAAAGACACAUUACUUUUGAUGGCUGUACUGAGCACGACCCUUCAACUCGAUGAAAUCUGUCAACCAAUGUUUACGCUCCAGCUGUUGGUUGAUAAAAGUUGCUUGCAACUAUGGUUUAAAAAAAAAAAAAAGUCUAGCUCCUUGUAGCUCUGGGAUUAUUUUAUACAAUAUGAUUUUGUUUACUUUUUGUGACUUCAAAGUCAUUGUUUAUUUCAUAGGUUUUUAAAAAGGUUUUUCACUCUCACUAUUAGUAUAUUUUGAGCAAGUCUGUAAAUGCAUCCAUGUCUAUGAUGGCACUGUAAAUGUAAUCCUGAGUCUGUUUUGAAUACAUUCCUCUAAAGAUAUUGUUUUUGCCUAGGACACAUUUUCCUCAACUGGGUUUGGAUCAGUGUUUUCCUGUUUGUUAUGUAAAUAAAUCUUUCAUACAAGA
Perca flavescens (yellow perch) is the source of this 5080-nucleotide messenger RNA. RefSeq names its product zinc finger protein 280C. The record is from RefSeq and is a predicted model, not a curated record. The coding region runs from base 247 to 3567 and encodes 1106 amino acids. Gene Ontology annotation, molecular function: DNA-binding transcription factor activity, RNA polymerase II-specific; RNA polymerase II cis-regulatory region sequence-specific DNA binding. Gene Ontology annotation, biological process: regulation of DNA-templated transcription. The transcript has 18 exons. NCBI's taxonomy places the organism in Eukaryota, Metazoa, Chordata, Actinopteri, Perciformes, Percidae.